AACAACGAUCAUGAUUAAGAUUGAUUUGAGCAGACCACCUUCAAUAUUGCCUAAGUUUCUUCAACAUCCAUACGCUCGUCGUACGAAUAUAGAUCACCCUAUAGUGACAAGUAAAUGGAAAUUAGUAGCUAGUUACGGUAUGGAUUGGAUUAUAUGUGCUAUUUUACUCGGUUUACUUUAUCUAAUCAACAAUGUACAUGGCUAUUGGAGGGAGUUUGAUGUCAAUGAUGUUACCAUUAGACACACUUACGCUACGGAAGAGCGUGUACCAAUGACACUUUUGGGUAUAAUCAUUGGCUUGAUUCCAUUGGUAUGUCUUGUGGUUCUUUCCACUCAGUGGUAUCGAUCAUACACCGAUCUCCACCACUCGAUCUUGGGAUUCUUACUCACUAUAUCCUUAACGAUCUCUACUACAACCUCUAUUAAGGUCCUUGCGGGUAGGAUGCGCCCAGAUUUCAUUGAUCGCUGCCAGCCAACCGCAGGAAGUGUUAAUGCAGACGUCGGUCUUUCUACCGCCGCGAUAUGCACUCAGACAGAUUUCAAUAUCCUUCAAGAUGGCUUUAGGAGUUUUCCUAGUGGCCAUUCAAGUUCUUCAUUUGCAUUACUUGGAUACUUCAGUUUCUACUUGGCUGGUAAGAUGCAAAUUUUCGAUACAAAAGGACACACAAUCAAGUCUUGGAUUUGCUGGACACCAUGGAUUGGUGCGGUCUUGAUUGCAGUAUCCCGUACUAUGGAUUAUCGUCAUCAUGCUACAGACGUUAUCGCUGGUGCUAUUAUCGGUAGCUUUUUCGCCUAUGUUUGUUACAGGCAGUAUUACCCACAUUUGGGUGAGCCUUUAUCCCACAAACCACACAAUUCGAGGUACAUCGAAGCGAACGAUGCUUAUCGUUUGCCAACGCACCAAACUGAAGGCUAUGGCCUUGAGAGGGUCACGAAUGAACCUCAAUUACCACAGCAGAGUCACACUAUCAAUCACGCACGUGAUAGACUCGAUGAAGUACAUCUCAAUGAGCACAAGUAUGGACAAUAGGAGUAUUAGGUAUAAUGCAGAACAAGAGGUGUAUAACAAUAUGUCACAACUAACGCUAUCUGAUGAAACACACGUGUACUAGUAGAUGAAAGAUAUAUUUUCAAAGACAGAUGCAUUAAAUAC
Molecule: messenger RNA, 1153 nt
Organism: Wallemia mellicola CBS 633.66
Lineage: Eukaryota; Fungi; Basidiomycota; Wallemiomycetes; Wallemiales; Wallemiaceae
Product: acid phosphatase/Vanadium-dependent haloperoxidase
Exons: 4
Coding region: 11-1030 (339 amino acids)
Biological process (GO): phospholipid metabolic process
Molecular function (GO): phosphatidate phosphatase activity
Source: RefSeq, a predicted model, not a curated record